Elgaria multicarinata webbii is the source of this 3297-nucleotide messenger RNA. RefSeq names its product endothelial zinc finger protein induced by tumor necrosis factor alpha-like. NCBI's taxonomy places the organism in Eukaryota, Metazoa, Chordata, Lepidosauria, Squamata, Anguidae. The transcript has 6 exons. Bases 1 to 2586 code for a protein of 861 amino acids. Gene Ontology annotation, biological process: regulation of transcription by RNA polymerase II. The record is from RefSeq and is a predicted model, not a curated record. Gene Ontology annotation, molecular function: DNA-binding transcription factor activity; RNA polymerase II cis-regulatory region sequence-specific DNA binding.
AUGUGGUCCCCCCCGCCCCCGCUCCAGCCCUCCUUCCCUCCGGAGCGAAACCGGCCGCCGAGCAAGGAGAUGCUGCGGGCGCUGUUGGAGGCGGAGCUGCAGCCGCCCCAGUCGCCCAAGCAGGAGCAGCAGGAGCAGGAGGCGGCUGCUGAGCCCCAGCCGGCAGCCCCCGGCCCCCAUGACGGGCAGCCCGGCGGCAGCGGGGGGCUCUGGGCCCGAGCGCUGCUGCGGAAGAGCCUGGAGCCGGAGGAGGGGCGGCAGGAGGCCCCCGCGGGCAGCUGCGAGGCCCGGCGCUUCCGGCGCUUCCGCUACCUGGAGGCCGAGGGGCCCCGCGAGGUCUGCAGCUGCCUCCAGACCCUCUGCCGCCGGUGGCUGCGGCCCGAGCGGCACACGAAGGCCCAGAUGCUGGACCUGGUCGUCCUGGAGCAGUUCCUGGCCGUCCUGCCCCCGGAGAUGGAGAGCUGGGUCAGAGGGUGUGCGCCGGAGACCACUCCCCAGGCGGUGGCCCUGGCCGAAGGCUUCCUCCUGAGCCAGCAGCAGGAGCGGGAGGAGGAGGAGGAGGAGGAGGAGGACAAGAAGCCGGACGAGGAGGAGGAGCAGCAGCAGCAGGUGCAGGGGACGCUGGCCCACGUGACGCCUGAAGCACGGAAGGCUCCGUCCGGCUCCACUCCGCGUCCGCUGCUCAGAGGGAUCGUGCAGGAGGGCGGCAGAAGCACCGCUUCGCUGGGAAAUGGAAUCAUGCUCAGAGGUCCCUGCCGGCCCCCUUCUCUUUGUGGAGGGAUGGAAACCGCUUCUGAGCAGCCUGAACAGGAUCUGGUGACCUUUGAGGAGAUGGCGGUGCAUUUCACCGCAUUUCACGGAGGAGGAGGCGUGCGCUCCAUUGGAUCCAGGCCAGAGGGGUCCCCCCGGGGGCGUCACGCAGGAGACCUGUGGCACUGCCGGAACCUGGCUUCUCUGGGGCUUGCAGUUCCCAGAGCAGAGCUCAUUUCCGGGCAAGAAGAUCCAUUGGCUGAGGACUCCGAUGAAGGCGAGGAAUCAGCCGGUGAUGGCCAGGACAGCAGCAGAGAAGGUGAGCCGCAGAGAAUGGGAGUGGAAGAGAAACCGAAGUGGGGGAGCAAAUGCAUUGCCUUCGAGGGGUCGGACUUCCACGUCCUCCCAAUCCUGGAAGAACCUUGUGAAGGGGACGUUAGGGACGGUGGCGACGUGGCGAAACUCUUGAAAUGCUCUGAGUGUGGAAAGAGCUUUGGUCAGCCAACGGACCUUAUUAAACAUCAAAGAACCCACCUAGGAGAGAAAACGUCUAAACUCUUGGAGUGCGGGAAGCAAUUCAGCCACAGCUCAGCCCUCAGCUUGCAUCCAAGGCUCCAUGCAGGGAAGAAGCCCUAUAAGUGCUCCGCGUGUGGAAAAAGUUUCAGUCAUAGCUUAAGUCUUCAAUGGCACGAGAGGAGUAUUCAUACAGGGGAGAAGCCCUACAAAUGCUCCACGUGUGAGAAGUGUUUCAGUGACGGCAGAAACCUUAAAAGACAUGAAAGAAUUCAUGCAGAGGAGAAGCCCUAUAAGUGCUCUGAGUGUGGAAAGAGCUUCAGUCGCAGCCCAGAACUUAAAUCGCAUCAAAGAAUCCAUACUGGGGAGAAGCCCUAUAAAUGCUCUGAGUGUGGAAAGAGUUUCAGCCAGAGCUCAAAUCUUAAUAAACAUCAGAGAAUCCACACAGGGCUGAAGCCCUAUAAAUGUUCGACAUGUGGAAAGAGUUUCAGUCAUAGCACGCACCUGAAAAGACAUCAGAGAACUCACACAGGAGAAAAACCCUAUAAGUGCUUUGAGUGUGGAAAGUGUUUCAGUCAAAGAAUAAUUCUUAAAUCGCAUCAAAGAAUUCACACAGGGGAGAAACCAGAUAAAUGCUCUGUGUGUGGAAAGACUUUCAGCAAUAGCGGAAACCUUAAAAUACAUCAAAAAAUUCACACAGGGGAGAAGCCCUUUAAAUGUUCUGAGUGCGGAAAGAGUUUCAGUCAACGCAUAAUCCUUAUAUCCCACCAGAGAAUUCAUACAGGGGAGAAACCCUAUAAAUGCUCUGCGUGUGGAAAGAACUUCAGUGAUAGCAGAAGCCUGAAAGUGCAUCAAAGGAUUCACACACAGGAGAAGCCCUACAAAUGCUCUGAGUGUGGAAAGAGUUUCAGUGAUAGCAGAAGCCUGAAAGUGCAUCAAAGAGUUCACACCCAGGAGAAGCCCUACAAAUGUGCCGAGUGUGGAAAGAGUUUCAGUGAUACCAGGAUUCUUAAAGUGCAUCAAAGGAUUCACACAGGAGAGAAGCCCUAUAAAUGCUUGGAGUGCGGAAAGAGCUUCAACCAGAGCCCGCACCUUAAAAGGCAUCAGAGAACUCACACACGCGAGAAGCCCUAUAAAUGCUCAGAAUGCGGAAAGAGUUUCAACCAGAGCACCCACCUCAACUCACACCGAAGAAUUCAUAUUCGUGGGAAGCCUUACAAAUGCUCCGAGUGUGGCAUGGGGUUCCAUCAAAAUAGACACCUAGAGUCGCAUCAAAGAAGGAUGCACUCAGCAGGGGAUCCUGUAAACCCCAGCUCUGACUAGAAUGUGGGGAGUUCUUCUGACAUUUUCAAACCCAGGAGAAAGGGUAUGAAUAAUUAUAAUUUCUUUGUCUACCCAAAACUUAAUAAGCACGAAGAGUCGGAAGCGACUGAACGAAUAAACAACAACAAAUUCAUGCAAGGGAAGGCCUGACUCUGCCAGUGCUCAAAGUGCAGCAGGAAUGUCCCUUGGCAUGGCCGAGGGUGGGCCGUGAAGGAGGGCGGAUCUGAGACUUGGGCACCCCGACUGGUCGCCUGCGGUGAAUAGACGUUGCCUCCAAGGGACUAUGUGAGUGCAAGCCACAGGGGCAAAUGCAUGCAUACUGUGAGCUGCUCAAGGUGUGCGCUGUGAGCCAACAGGACACUGCUGGAGCCCGAUACUACAUUUCAGUUGCAGCCAUUUCUUUGACCUCCCCAUGAUUUGUGCUAUAAUAUUGCAUUUAAAUACUGGGUGAGCUGCAGGGGACAGUUGGUGGGCUUGGCCGGAAGCAGCCAUGGCUGAGGCUGGAGGCACCCUGCCCCCCCAUCUGUCUGACCCACAAACACCAACAGAAUCCUCCCUAAUUCCCCCUUAUCUCCUUGAUCAGGGUCUUAACUGUCCACCCCCGCCCCAGCUUUUCAUUAGAAGGUGGCUCUCUGGUCUUGUGCCACUCUAGCCAGCUGAACUCCAUGAUUUCUCAAAACCUUUAUCUUGAAAGGAGCCAUAGAGCGUUGC